GAGAGGGGGCUGGGGAAGAAGAAACUCCUCUUGUGUGCUCUUCUCUGCUGUCAUUCACUGGGCUGCUCUCAGCAUCCAACCAAUGGAGAGUGAGGGCCUGCAGCAGUAGGCCCUGGGUAGGGUGAUUGAUGGGCAAGCGGGGCGGCGGGCGAUCGCACUCACAAUCCGCCGCGCUCCGCUCCGCGGGGCUCCCGGCUCCCCACCGCCCGCCGCAGCGAGGGGUCCCCGGGGCACCCUUGUGUGUGUCUGUGUGUCUCUGUGUCCUGGGUGAGAGGCUCCUGACGUGUCUUGGUGUCUGGGGGUGCUGGGUCUCAUCGGAGCGGGACCAGUGUGCGUGCCUGGGGUGCCGGUCUCCGCUCCUGGAAGCUGUUGAGUGUUUGGUGCGGUUGUGUCUCCAGGGUCUGUGUCCUGUGCUGGGCACGGCUGUCGCGCCCCGGGCUGCGGGGUGUUUCGCUCUUGUACCUGGGCUGCGCAUGGCUGUGCUGGUGUGUCUUCGUGCUGAGCGUGUGGCUGCCGUGUCCCGGCCUUGCGUGGCUCUGCUGGCGUUUCUCGGGGUGCUCUGCCGUCGUGCUAUGGGACUGAGCGCGUAGCCGGCGUGCCCCGGCUGUGCGCGGCCCCGUUGCCGGUUUCGGGGCGGUGCGGGGCUGGAGCUCCGGCCCCGGUGCCCGAGCGGCGGCAUGGAACACCUCGGGGCUCACCACCUGCACCAAGGGCAAGCCGAGCCCAUCAGCUUCGGCAUCGACCAGAUCCUCAACACGUCGGAGCCGGGCAGCUGCAUGGUGUCGCACCCGCGGCUGCAGGACUCGGCGGACUACGGGCUGGGCUGCAUCGUGGGCAGCGCCUAUAACACGGUCACGGGUGGCUACGGGGCGAGCGGCGGCGCGGCCGGCGCCUACACCGGCACCUCCUGCAGCAUGGGCGGCCUGCCCGGCUCCUACAACGUGAACAUGGCGGUGAGCAUGAACGGCAACACCUUGAGCUCGGCCGGCGGGGUGAUCCGCGUCCCGGCCCAUCGCCCCGUGGCCGGCGGCGUCCACCAGCCCCCCCCCCCCCCCCCCCCCCCCCCCCCCCCCCCCGGCGGCGUCCACCAGCCCCUCUCCGCCGCCGUGCCGGCAGUGAACGGCAUGAACAGCCUCACGGGGCUCACCUUCCCCUGGAUGGAGAGCAACAGGCGGUACACAAAAGACAGGUUCACAGUGGCCCUCUCACCCUUCACUGUAACACGCCGUAUAGGUCACCCCUACCAGAACCGCACGCCCCCCAAGAAGAAGAAGCCGCGCACCUCCUUCACCCGCCUGCAGAUUUGCGAGCUGGAGAAGCGCUUCCACCGGCAGAAAUACCUGGCCUCGGCCGAGCGCGCUGCCCUGGCCAAGGCCCUCAAGAUGACGGACGCCCAGGUGAAGACCUGGUUCCAGAACCGGCGCACCAAGUGGAGGAGGCAGACAGCGGAGGAGCGGGAGGCUGAGCGGCAGCAAGCAAACCGCAUCCUCAUGCAGUUGCAGCAGGAAGCCUUCCAAAAAACCAUCAACCAGCCCAUCCAAGCCGACCCCAUCUGUGUCCACAACUCCUCUCUCUUCGCCCUCCAGAACCUCCAGCCUUGGUCUGAUGACUCCACCAAGAUCACCAGUGUCACCACUGUCGCCUCUGCUUGUGAAUAAGUCUGGCACUCACUGGUGGCACCUACGCCUUCUGCCAGCGGGACACGAGGCAUCCUUGGUGGGACAUGUAGCAACCCUGUUGCUCCCUGAGGAGGGCUGGAACCCCCUGAUCCUCUGGCCACCACAGCAUCCUAUGUAUCCAGCUGGGGAAACUCUCCACAAGGAACAAAAAGAAGGAAAGCCACCCCAAAAACUCUUCCCAGCCAUGGAGUUGCUGGAGCAGCAACGCUGUCUCACCUCCCCCCAACCCCUUUGUUCUCUUGGAAGUCUCCAGUGUCGACCCUGAACUUGCUGACGUGCUGCCAGACAAAAGCCCAGCCCUGACAGACA
This is a messenger RNA of Ficedula albicollis (Collared flycatcher), 1988 nucleotides long. RefSeq names its product T-cell leukemia homeobox 1 (gene TLX1). Bases 678 to 1658 code for a protein of 326 amino acids. Gene Ontology annotation, biological process: animal organ development; regulation of transcription by RNA polymerase II. The transcript has 3 exons. Gene Ontology annotation, molecular function: DNA-binding transcription factor activity, RNA polymerase II-specific; RNA polymerase II cis-regulatory region sequence-specific DNA binding. The record is from RefSeq and is a predicted model, not a curated record. Lineage: Eukaryota; Metazoa; Chordata; Aves; Passeriformes; Muscicapidae. Gene Ontology annotation, cellular component: nucleus.